Molecule: messenger RNA, 1131 nt
Organism: Penicillium brevicompactum
Lineage: Eukaryota; Fungi; Ascomycota; Eurotiomycetes; Eurotiales; Aspergillaceae
Exons: 3
Coding region: 1-1131 (376 amino acids)
Source: RefSeq, a predicted model, not a curated record
AUGCCCUCACCAACUCGCUCCUCCCAUCGGCCUGCGUCCCCUUCGGCGCCGAGUUCAAACCAUCGCCAUCACCGCAGUCGUACCGGCCAUUCCCACCGCCACCGGCCCCGCAACAGCUCGCGCUCGCGCUCUCCGCACCGAUCAGACAGACACAAAUCAGACCGCCACCACCAGCAUAGCGGAGACAAAGAUCACGAGCGUUCCGAGCGCUCCGAGCGUCGACACAGAGAUGUCCCAAAACAGCCAGUGGUUCUCCCUUAUCAAGCGCGUGAGCUCUCCCGCCGCCACCUCGAAGCGUACGAGCCAAUGUUCGCCAUGUACUUGGAUAUCCAGAAAGGGAAAUUUAUCGAGGAUCUAAGCGAGGAUGAAGUUAAAGGGCGGUGGAAAAGUUUUACACAAAAAUGGAACAAAGGUGAACUCGCAGAGGGAUGGUAUGACCCAGCUACGCUAGAGCGGGCGCGUGCGAAUUUCGAGCCUCAGCCGGCUGAAUCGAAAGGCGGGCGUGAGUCCCCUGAUUACACACAAGGCGAGCGAGCGUCUGGAGCAGCCCAGGAGUCACAACCAGGAGGCGCGGAUGACGACGAUGACGACGAGGAUGACGAGUAUGGGCCAACUCUUCCUCAGCCUGGCUCUGCGAGAGUCGGGUUCAUGGGGCCUACCAUCCCAAGGAUGCAAGAUCUCGAGCUUAAAAGAGAAACCGCCAUUGAAGACGCCAUUGCGUCUCGCGGUGAAUCGCGAGACCAAUAUCGCGCCGAGUUACGUUCCCAUAAAGCUGCAACGCGCCAUCUGGAAGACGAAAUCGCACCGCGGGCUGAGGCGGGUACGCGAGAAAGACAGCUCGAAAAGCGCCGAGAGGUCGCUUCGAGUAAUCGUGCAUUUGCCGAUUCUCGUCGCGGUGACUCACCUGACGGCGCUCGUGAUGAAGAUCUAAUGGGUGGAGACAAUGAGUUUUCUGCACUGAAAAAGGAGAAGGAGAAGGACCAGCGCAAGAAGAACGAGCGCGAGAUUCGGAGAGAAGAGAUUUUACGCGCGCGUACGGCAGAGCGAGAGGAACGGGUGCAGCAAUAUCGCCAGAAGGAAGAAGAGACUAUGGGGUUCUUGCAAGCCCUAGCCAAGCAGCGCUUUGGCUGA